Messenger RNA from Cercopithifilaria johnstoni, 2559 nucleotides. NCBI's taxonomy places the organism in Eukaryota, Metazoa, Nematoda, Chromadorea, Rhabditida, Onchocercidae. The record is from the annotation of a GenBank genome assembly.
AUGGCUAACAUAUCCGAAGUAGGAACGCUAAAUACGGAUGAAACCGAAUUGACUCAGCUUGAUACAAGAUUGAGAAUUGUUGGAGAAACUUAUGCGGUGGAAAAGAUUGUUGGGAUCAAAACGAACGAGAUCGGCGAAAAACUCUACAAAGUGCGAUGGAAAGGCUUCUCCGAAAGUGAGGAUACAUGGGAACCGUAUGAGAAUUUAACGGAUGGCUGCGACCGGUUGAUUAUCGAAUAUGAAGUUAGUCAAAAAUCGAAAAAUGACGAAAAUGGGAAGCAUUUACGGCCAUCAACUAGUAGAAGUAAUGAUACAUCGGAAGAUAGUGUCGAGCGAAAUAGCCGACAUCCCAACGCUGCCCGUUGGGAGUAUGAAACAGUUGAAGUUCUUACACCAGAUGAAUGGAAUCGAUUUGGUGAUGUUGAAAAUCGUGAACUUGGUGGUCUCUAUAUUCCAGAUCGAAUUCCAACUGAAACGGAAAAGCUGCUGUGUAAUCUUGCUCCAGAUGUGGGACGCGUCACCAGAAAUAAGCUGAAAGCUGUUAUGAAAACAGAAAGUUCUCCAAUAAAUGAAACAUUAUCGUCCGAUUGUGGUAAAAAACAAACUGCUAGGGGCAGACGACGAGGUGGAAAGAAAAGUGACACAUCUGUAGAUAUGAAAAAAGCAAAUGGUGAUGGACGACGUAGUGUUAUCAAAGAUGAAAGCGCAAUGUUGGCUCAUAACAAUAAAGCUGAGGAAGAACGAAAAGAAUCUUCACUAUCAACCUUUUCGGAAGCAGCAGUUGCAACAAAAUCAGAAAUCCCGGAUGAAUUGUUGCUGUCGAAGUGCGCAGAUGAUAAUUUGCAAAUUGUAGCAGCAGAUACAUCCACAGAAGACGAGCAAUCUGAAGUUAAUAGAAGUAGCUCUUCAGCUCGUAACAUUAUCAAUAAGCGUACAGGACGAGGAAGACGAGGAAGCCGAGGACGUGGAAGACGAGGCAAAGCAUCCACACCAUUCCGUUUGAUUGAGGAUGGCAUUUCACCAGCUAAUUCUGAAGUGCGACCAGCAAGUUCUGAAUUUGAUGAAAUGCCAAAUUUGGUAGUGGAUGAAAUGGAAUCGAUAUCUGAUGAAGAAAAGUCGAAUUCAAUAUGUGAAAGUACAUCGAUAAGUUAUCGAGGUAGAUCUCGCGGUCGAGGGUUAGCAAGGGGAAGCAGAGGGAAAAGAAUAGCUGCCUCACGUGGAGUGAUUGUGGAGGACACAAGCGAAACGUCUGACAAUAGCAUCAGACCGACUAAGGGCAGAAAGCGAAAAUCCUGUACAAAUACCGAUGACAUUAUUGAAAAACGGGUAUGUACCAGUGAAGGAACUUCCGAACGAGAUGGACUUCCAAACGUAGGUAACAACGCUCGCAUGUUUCCUGCAGAUGAUGAGUCAGAUGAACCAGAACUAGAUGUUUCAGCAUUAGAAAUGCUUAACUUUGAGACACCAGAGUUACCAAUGCCUUUGACAAAUGCCGAAAUUUCAGCUAUUGAAAUUGCUACAAUUCGUAGACAUCAACAAAAUCGCGAAAAACCUCUACAGACAUUUGAGCAGUUUCGGAGCGCAGUCUUAACGAAUCAACUCUCGGCUGUUAGGUGGACGGGUCGUUGCGUACCAGAAAGGCGCGGUUUUGAUUUCAACCAGAAAUAUCGCGGCAAAACUGUUGCAAUCGAAUUAUGCGAGAGACCUUGUGGUCCAGCUCAUGAAACUGAUGACAUGUUACGACAAAUUGUCCGUGACGGUGCAAGGUUGGAUAUUCCGGAUGACACAAGGGGGCGUAUUCCGCUGCAUUUUGCUAUAUCUUGCGAGUUUUGGUGUCGAGUCAAAACCCUUCUGCAUUUAAGAUCACCAGUAAAUACUGAAGAUAAGGACAAAAAGACACCACUGCAGCUAGCGAUUCUUACUCCUCGUGCGCCAAACUUCGAAGUGACAAAAACGAUUUAUCUACUUCUUGAGUAUGGUGCUGACGUUAAUGAAGUGAUCAAGAAAAUGGCACCAUUGCGAAACAGAUAUCUGUCAAAUCUUGUCGAUCAUCAGCAGCGCCUUUCAGAGGCUUUUGAUGAAGCGAGAAUGAAAACUUUGGUGGACAUAGCAGUAAAACGAAUACUUCUUCCGGUAUCCGUCCGGGCGAUGUGGGAAUUCGAAUCAACAAAUUGGACGACUGAAAUAGGCUUUAAUCAUGAAACGUUCCUGUUCCCCAAUGAUCGCUAUGCCUAUAUGAUAUUACUGGCUGUUUUCGAUUAUCGCAGCGCACGAUAUUGGCGUGUACGAAUGUGGGGUGAAAGUCCUUUCGACGACGUGCAAAUGAAUGAUGCUGCGGUGGAACCGCUUACAAAUAAUCCGAAGGGUUUCAUUUAUGUAACUUCGCUGAUCAAUGGCUGGAAUAAACUAAAAAUCAAAUUCCAACCAUAUGUAAAAAAGAAGAAGUGGUUAAUGAUGGCGCAGGUAUUGCUUGUACAGUUACACAAACCUGCUUCGUAUAUACCGAGACCCGCGCUUGAAUUAGCUCCUGAAAGUGGUACUGAUUGGAGACAUGAAUGA